This is a messenger RNA of Linum trigynum, 2046 nucleotides long. NCBI's taxonomy places the organism in Eukaryota, Viridiplantae, Streptophyta, Magnoliopsida, Malpighiales, Linaceae. The record is from the annotation of a GenBank genome assembly.
CUAUACGAGCUUUAGAUUCGGGAAGGGCUGGACCGUGGCCAGGGGUCGGCCCCCUAGAUCCGCCGCUGGUUGGAACUAGCACCCAUCGCUUCUCUACACAGAAGAGGUGAAGAUAAGUCAUGAAUAAUGACGAGUCGAGUCAGCUUUCAAUGCUUUCUUUUCGUGUGACCUAUUCCAGAGAUGUUAUCGUUUCUCCUUCAUCCUCAAUCGAACUCCAGACAACAUCGAUCACAAUUUCUUCUAAUAUAGAAAAUGUUAUGAAGUCUUUUAUGUUAAUGCAUUAUAAAAAAACACCAAAAGAGAAACACGUUGGAAAUUGAACAUAAGCAGAGAAGCUGACGUCUCCAAAAUUGAAUACGAUCUCUGCAGCCUUUCAUUAGCUACCCAACAACAGGUAAUUCAUUGCAAAAACACAGCAUCUAUAAGAACCCCGAGAAGGCCAUCGCCAUCACCAGCCAGUAAGCAACAAUUCACGCCAUUACGAGAAGGAAAAAAAAGUAUCAGAAAUGGAGGUCAGAAUCGUAUCCAGGGAGCUAGUCAAGCCAUCUUCCCCUGAAACCGUAAAAACGAAACCUCCACACAAGCUCUGCCUCUUCGACCAGCUCUUCACUUAACCUACACACCACUCAUCCUCUUCUACGUCAACCCUCAAACCCCAAAUCUCCGAUCCACCGAUCGCUUCAUCUCCCACCUGAAGCGCUCUCUUGCCGAGACUCUGACCGUCUACUACCCUUUCUCCGGCAGGACGAAUUCGGGCAAUUUGCUCAUAAACAUGUUUGGGGAAGGCCUCCCGUUCAUCCAUGUCAAGGUCGACAGAUGCCGCCUUUCCGACUUCCUCAAACUCCGUGAACCGGAAAACCUCAACUGUCUCCUCCCUCGAGCUCCCUUCCGUCGAGAAAGCGUCGAAUUCGACUCCCCUGUUUUGGAGAUGCAGGUCUCUGUUUUCGCCUGCAGCGGAAUCGCCCUCGGAUGGGCCGCUUCACACAAAUUGAUCGACGGAUUCACUAUGAUAUCAUUCCUCAAGGCCUUCUCCGCCGUCACCCGCGGCGGCAGGGAGAGGGCGGAGUUCCUCUCCUCUGCCCCGCCCUGUUUCGGUCGGGCGGCGGAGCUGUUCCCGCCGAGGGAAGCUUUCCCUGAAAACUACCGCAAUCUGAUGGAAACCCUCUGGUUUAUAAAAGGAAACUACGUGACCCGGCGAUUCAUUUUCGAUUCCGAGUCGAUUUCGAAGCUGAGAGCCGUAGCAUCGGCGGCGGGAGGAAAAACAGAGCAAGAACAGGGGAAGGAAAAAAUCAAGCUGUCGAGAGUGGAGGCGGUGUCCUGCCUCAUAUGGAAAUCGAGCAUGGCGGCUGCCAGAUUGAUCUCCGGCGGCAAACCCAGGACCUCGAUUCUCGUCGAGGCGGUGAACCUGCGGGACGUGACGGACCCGCCGCUCGUCGGCGGCGACACGAUCGGGAACGUGUUCUGGCUGGCAACGGCGUGGGCGGACAAAUCGAACGUCGUUGACCUGCCGGAGCUGGCGGAGAAUCUUAGCGGAGCGAUUGAGCUGUACAGGAGCGAGUACGUGAAAUUGCUUCAGGGGGAGGAAGGGUUUGAAGCUUUGUUCGGGUUCUUCGAGCAGCUGGAAGGGCUGUUCGAGGCGGAGACGCCGGACAUUCUGGCGUUCACGAGCUGGAAUGGGUUCGGGGUGACGGGUCAGGAUUUCGGGUGGGGCGACCCGAAGUGGGUGGCGGUGAUGGGCCGGCCCAGCCCCGGGUUCAGGAAUCUGACAGUGCUGGUGGAUUCGGUGGACGCAGGAGGGAUGACAGAAUUGAAGAACAGCAAAUCCAUAUGGAAGAAGGAUUGCAGAAGAAGAAGAAACGAGGAAGAAGAAAUGAAGUCGUUUCAGUAGAGUUUCUAUUCCUAAAGGUGCUGCGACACCGUUUCUAUUAUUGUUGAGUAUUAGCCGUUAAAACACUGUUAGUGUUUAAACUCAGCCAGUGUCAUACAGACACUUGGCAACUACCUGUAAUCCCAGAUUAUGAGCUGAUAUAAAAGAGCAGAGCAGCA